Molecule: messenger RNA, 4859 nt
Organism: Lytechinus variegatus (green sea urchin)
Lineage: Eukaryota; Metazoa; Echinodermata; Echinoidea; Temnopleuroida; Toxopneustidae
Product: sodium/potassium-transporting ATPase subunit alpha-3-like
Exons: 21
Coding region: 91-3246 (1051 amino acids)
Biological process (GO): sodium ion export across plasma membrane; intracellular sodium ion homeostasis; potassium ion import across plasma membrane
Cellular component (GO): membrane
Molecular function (GO): ATP hydrolysis activity; P-type sodium:potassium-exchanging transporter activity; ATP binding
Source: RefSeq, a predicted model, not a curated record
CUUUGGUGGGGUUCACUGUGUAAGGAGUUGAUUUGGGGGCAGCUUGGAGGGAGUUCUUGGUCAAGUUUUGUGGAAAAAUCAAGCUCAAAUAUGAGCACCAAGAAGGAAAAAGGCCGUGGCGAAAGCUACCGUGUUGCUGUUCAGACGGAGGUCCCUGACGAUGGCCGCAAUGCAUCUGGCCACCCCAAGAAGGGGAAGAAACAAAAGAAGAAGGAUUUGGAGGAGCUCAAGAAGGAAAUGGAAUUUGAUCCAAGAAAAAAGAACAGGCGUGAUUUGGAAGACUUGAAACAAGAAGUUGAGAUGGAUGAUCACAAGAUCCCCAUGGAUGACCUGAUUGCACGUUUGAAAUCCAACAUCAACCGAGGUUUGACUCAAGAUCAGGCUGCAGCUGUCCUUGCUCGCGAUGGACCCAAUGCUUUGACCCCACCACCUAAGACCCCUGAAUGGGUGAAGUUCUGCCAGCAGUUGUUUGGUGGUUUCGCUACUCUGUUGUGGAUUGGAUCUAUCCUCUGUUUCUUGGCCUAUGGUAUCGAGGCCGGCACAAAGGAUGAACCGAGCAGUGACAAUUUGUACCUGGGUAUUGUGCUUGCUAGUGUGGUUAUCAUCACCGGAUGUUUCUCCUACUAUCAAGAAGCUAAGAGUUCUAAGAUCAUGGAAUCCUUCAAGAACAUGGUUCCACAGGAAGCCCUUGUGUUGCGUGGUGGCGAAUGGCACUCUAUCAAUGCUAUUCACGUCGUUCGUGGUGACAUCGUCGAAGUGAAGGGCGGAGACAGGAUCCCAGCCGACAUCAGAGUCAUUGAAUCCAAGUCAUUCAAGGUUGACAACUCCUCCCUAACUGGAGAAUCUGAGCCCCAAUCUCGCAGCCCUGACUUCACAAGUGACAACCCUCUGGAAACCAGGAACAUUGCUUUCUUCUCCACCAAUGCCGUCGAAGGUACUGCUCGUGGUGUUGUCAUCAGCACCGGUGAUAACACUGUCAUGGGUCGCAUUGCUAACCUUGCCUCUGGAUUGGACGUCGGUGAGACACCCAUCGCCAAGGAGAUUGAGCAUUUCAUCCACAUCAUCACCGCCGUUGCCGUCUUCUUGGGCGUGUCUUUCUUCAUCCUCUCAUUCCCUCUUGGUUACAAUUGGCUUGAAGCUUGCGUGUUCCUCAUCGGUAUCAUCGUAGCUAACGUACCCGAGGGUCUCUUGGCUACCGUCACUGUGUGUCUGACUUUGACUGCCAAGCGUAUGGCCAGCAAGAACUGCCUUGUGAAGAAUCUGGAGGCUGUAGAAACCCUUGGUAGUACCUCAACCAUCUGCUCAGAUAAGACUGGUACCCUGACACAGAACAGGAUGACCGUUGCCCACAUGUGGUUUGACAACACCAUUGUAGAGGCCGACACCACGGAAGACCAAAGUGGUGGUCAAUUCGACAAGUCAUCACCGACCUGGAUGGCCCUUGCUCGCAUCGCUUGUCUCUGUAACCGAUCCGAGUUCAAGGCUGGACAAGAAAAUGUACCCAUUCUGAAGCGAGAUACAACUGGAGACGCCUCUGAAUCUGCCCUGGUAAAGUGCGUUGAACUUUGUAUGUUCAAUGUGACAGAAUACCGUAAGAAGAACAAGAAAGUCUGCGAGAUUCCUUUCAACUCCACCAACAAAUACCAGGUGUCCAUCCAUGAGGCUGAUGGUGAUGACCGUAACCUCCUGGUCAUGAAGGGUGCCCCCGAACGUAUCUUGGACCGUUGUACAACAAUCCUCAUCAAUGGCAAAGAAGAGCCGAUGUCAGAAGAAAUGCAGACUGCUUUCAACAAUGCCUAUCUUGAACUGGGAGGUCUCGGAGAACGUGUUCUCGGUUUCUGUCACCUCUACCUGCCUGCUGACCAGUUCCCUCGUGGCUUUGCCUUCGAUGCCGAUGAAGUCAACUUCCCGUUGGAGAAACUCUGCUUCGUUGGUCUCAUGUCUAUGAUUGAUCCUCCACGUGCUGCUGUACCCGAUGCCGUAGGAAAGUGCCGAUCUGCAGGAAUCAAGGUUAUCAUGGUUACUGGUGACCAUCCCAUCACAGCUAAGGCUAUUGCCAAGGGUGUCGGAAUCAUCUCCGAAGGUAAUGAGACUCGUGAUGACAUCGCUCAACGUCUUGGAAUCCCCAUCGAUGAGGUCAACCCCAAGGAUGCUAAAGCCAUUGUUGUCCACGGCUCUGAACUCAAAGACCUCGCUCGUGACGACCUUGAUGCUAUCCUGAGGGAUCACCCCGAGAUUGUCUUCGCCCGUACCUCGCCCCAGCAGAAACUGAUCAUCGUUGAAGGUUGCCAGCGUGCUGGUGCUAUCGUAGCUGUGACCGGUGAUGGUGUCAACGACUCACCUGCCCUGAAGAAGGCCGACAUUGGUGUUGCUAUGGGUAUCGCUGGCAGUGACGUCAGCAAACAGGCUGCCGAUAUGAUCUUGCUCGAUGACAACUUUGCUUCUAUCGUCACCGGUGUUGAAGAAGGUCGUCUGAUCUUCGACAACUUGAAGAAGUCAAUUGCCUACACUCUGACCAGUAACAUCCCUGAAAUCAGUCCCUUCCUCAUCUUCAUCUUGGCUUCUAUCCCUCUACCAUUGGGUGUCGUCACUAUCCUCUGUAUCGAUCUUGGUACCGAUCUGGUCCCUGCCAUCUCUCUUGCCUAUGAAGAGGCCGAGUCUGACAUCAUGAAGCGUCGUCCCCGUGAUCCUCAGAACGACAAACUGGUUAACGAGCGUCUCAUCAGUGUAUCUUACGGACAGAUUGGUAUGAUCCAAGCUUCUGCCGGUUUCUUUGCCUACUUCGUCAUCAUGGGUGAGAAUGGAUUCCUUCCCAAUGAUCUGGUCAUGUUGCGUAGCAGGUGGGACGACAAGGCUGUACUCAACGUAGAGGACUCCUACGGUCAACAAUGGGGUUUCAACCAGCGUAAGCAACUGGAGUACACCUGCCACACUGCUUUCUUUGUAUCCAUUGUGGUUGUACAAUGGGCUGAUGUCAUCAUCUGUAAGACUCGCCGCAACUCCCUCAUCCACCAGGGAAUGAACAACUGGGUCUUGAACUUUGGUCUGUUCUUCGAGACUGCUUUGGCCGCAUUCCUCUCAUACUGUCCUGGUCUUGAGAACGGUCUCCGUAUGUACCCACUUAGGAUCGGAUGGUGGUUCGUCGCUAUGCCAUUCUCUCUUCUCAUCUUCGUCUACGACGAGUGUCGUCGGUUCAUCCUUCGUCAUAACCCCGGUGGUUGGGUCGAAAUGGAGACAUACUACUGACUUCUUCAAUCCCAAUGCUCCUACCCCGUAUCUGUAUCCCCCUGUGAUACUGUCACUCCUCCCCUCAAAGCUCCAACUAAGAUCCCCGCCAAGCCGAAGCUAAUCUCCAAGUCCCUCAGCAAGCCCAAUUCUAAUCAGGGCCCAUCAACCGCUGCCCAUUCAACAAACUUCCACCCGUAUACUGCAAGUCAGCGAUCAUACCUCCAUGCACACCGCCCUCUGCAGUCUCCGAUCACUACAGUCCUUCUCCAAUCACUACCCCCUCCUGAACUCCUUGCUCCCAAACCUGAUCUCCCCUCUCACCCCGUCAAGGAAGAUCGACUUGAAAUGUCUGCUGCUCAAUCUCUUAUUCUCAAGUUCUUUGAUAACCUCUGCAGACAAACUCAGCGUUGCCCCGGGAAGACGUUUUCUCGUAUUCUCCACGGCACGCUAAUCUUUUUACGAUACCCAAGCUUCGUGAGGUUAUGAAACGUCAAGCUCAGAGUAUUUUAUUCACAAUACAUUCAAUUUUUUGUUGAUGGUACUAUUUUUUAAAACUUGAAAUUUCUAUUGUAUAUUGAUUCAAAUAACUAAAAAUAUGAAACUUAUUGAAAAGUCGAGUAUUCUAUUUGAAAUCUAUAUUAAUUUAAAAAUAUUGAUCUAUGUAUACUGCAACAUGUAUGCACCAAAUGACAGUUAAAUGUUUGAAAGGUCAUUUGUCUGGUAUGCAUCUGGAAGUGAGAAUGGGAUAUAUUCUAAGGGUUAUCAAUGAGCUUGAGAGAAAGAAGAACUUCUACGAGGUAGUAGCGUUGGGUUCAGUGAUCUUCAUAUCCUCCUAAUUGGUGAAUUAUUCUGUGAAAUUGUGAUUUAGAAGCAUUAACCUAUAAAAUGCAGGCUUAGUUUGCGUUGGUGUUCAUUAAUCAUAUAUUAGUCAGUAUUGACUUUUUAAAGUGAGGUACAAGGUUUCAAAAUCACUUAUCUUUUUGGUUGAAAUGUUUGGAUAUAAGAAAUUGAAUAGUUUAGUAUGUCAGCUGAUGUAUAAUACUGCUGAAUUCAUGUAUGUUUUGAUUCAUUAAAUGUACAGGACAUCUGAGUGGGUUGAUGCGUAGAUCAUCCAAAACUGCAUCCAUGCCAGUUACAAUGAGAACUUUUCAAACUUCAGUUUUGUUCAUGAAAUUUACAUAUUACUGCAUACAUGUCUGCAGUUAACUCAAUGAAAAAUACAUUGUUUCAAAUAAUGGAGUAAUUGCCAUGAAUUUGCUCUUGGUUUCCUGUACUUAAUGAUAUUAAUAUAGACCCUCUGCCAAAAUCAGUGAUUUAAUAUCUCUCCUUUGUGAGUUGGAUAUUACCAUUGGUUCACCUAUGGUGCCAUGAUCCAACUUGGGCAAUAUAUCUCUGCUAGGCUAGUCUAUGUUUAAUAUUUAAUCAUUAUUAUACUUCACUGUUUUUGGUGUAUUAUGCUUUAACUGCCAUAAAAACCUGUACCUCUAGGUCCCCAAGGAAAGAAAAAAGAAGUUUUUAAUGUUUUACUUUUAAGAAUUUAUUUUAAAGCUUGUGAAAAUUGUGAUUGUCAAAUGAAUUUUGAGUGUUUUGGUUGUCCAUGAAUAUUAAAUUGGUUUUUAUCAUUCCCCUGA